Trachemys scripta elegans is the source of this 633-nucleotide messenger RNA. RefSeq names its product lysozyme g-like. Gene Ontology annotation, cellular component: extracellular region. The coding region runs from base 1 to 633 and encodes 210 amino acids. The transcript is spliced from 6 exons. The record is from RefSeq and is a predicted model, not a curated record. Lineage: Eukaryota; Metazoa; Chordata; Testudines; Emydidae. Gene Ontology annotation, biological process: defense response to Gram-positive bacterium; peptidoglycan catabolic process. Gene Ontology annotation, molecular function: lysozyme activity.
AUGUGCUCUUCAUAUUAUUUAAAAUCUGAAAAAGUUGAUCCAGCCACAGGCCGCGAGCCGCCUGCUACCCCGCCGCACCGGUCAAGCCUACCUCUCGCCAGGUACCCCGAGGAGGACUGGACACACCUGCCCCGGGCCAGCUACCCCGAGGAGGACUGGACAAGCCUGCCCCAUGCCGGCGACCCUGGUGGAGAGCCGCCGGACCUGCCCCCAAACCCCGCACCGGAGGAACCGAUGCUGCUGGACUGGUCCAAGCCCAGCGUCACCAAUGAGUGCAUACCUCCAUCUUUGACUAGCACUAUCAUGUCUCGAGAGUCUCACACUGGAAAUGCCCUAAAAGAUGGCAGGGGUGACAGGGGAAAUGGAUUUGGUUUGAUGCAGGUUGAUAAACGAUCCCAUAACCCUGUUGGUACAUGGGACAGCAAAAAGCAGAUAGCUGAUAAUGCAAUAAAGAAAAAAUUCCCACAGUGUCCACCGGAACAACAGCUGAAAGGUUCAAUUUCUGCAUAUAAUGCAGGACCUAAAAGUGUCCAGAGCAAUGACAGAAUGGAUAUUGGCAUAACAAAUAAUGACUACGGCAAUGAUGUUAUUGCAAGAGCCCAGUUUUUGGAGAGAAAGGGAUUUGGAAACUAG